Bacillus rossius redtenbacheri is the source of this 1403-nucleotide messenger RNA. RefSeq names its product lysosomal thioesterase PPT2 homolog (gene Ppt2). The coding region runs from base 249 to 1127 and encodes 292 amino acids. Lineage: Eukaryota; Metazoa; Arthropoda; Insecta; Phasmatodea; Bacillidae. Gene Ontology annotation, cellular component: lysosome. Gene Ontology annotation, molecular function: thiolester hydrolase activity. The transcript is spliced from 5 exons. The record is from RefSeq and is a predicted model, not a curated record.
AGAAGGUACUUUAUCUCGGUUUUAAGCCAUUGCAACGUCGUUUUAAUGUUUGUCAAGUUUGCGUUUUUUUUAAUUAAAAAAAGUUGAACUGCAAUAGCAUUGAGUGUACUAGUCUAGUACUUUAUUUACUCUAUGAGAUGUAGAUAUUAUGCUUGAUAUUUUAUUGGCUAUGUUAACAUUUUUAUAAAACGUUAGCUGUGUUUAUGAUAUAGUAUUCAUAACGAAACAGUGCAUUUUUUCACAUAACAAUGUGUCAUUUCAGUGGAAUAGUGUUGAGUCUUUUGACUGUUUUGUUCAUCAGUUUUGACAUUAGGCUUACUGUUUCAUAUAAACCAGUUGUCAUUAUUCAUGGAGUAAUCACCGGAAAUGUUUCGAUGAGUACCAUCAGCUCACGGAUAUUAGCGCAUCAUCCCGGGACGGAACUGCACAUCACGGACAGGUUCGCGGGAUGGGCCAGUCUCGCGCCCAUGUGGCACCAGGUCAACGAAAUCGGCAAGGAUGUGAUGAACAUAUCUGCAGCUCAUCCGGAAGGCAUACACUUGAUUGGGUAUUCUCAAGGCGGCCUGAUAGGGAGAGCGAUUUUGGAAGCAUUUCCGCAGCACAACGUCCACACUUUCAUCUCGCUGAGCUCGCCACAGGCUGGCCAAUACGGCACCCAGUUCCUGCACCUGUUCUUCCCGAGCCUAGCCUGCCGGACGGCCUACGAGCUCUUCUACUCCACCGUCGGGCAGCACACCUCCGUCGGCAACUACUGGAACGACCCCCACCACCAGGGGCUGUACUUCAACUACAGCCGCUUCCUGCCGUACGUGAACGGCGAGCGUCGGUCGGGCAACGGCAGCUCGUACAAGGCGGGCGUCGCCCGGCUCCGCAGGAUGGUCCUGAUCGGCGGGCCCGAUGACGGCGUCAUCACGCCGUGGCAGUCCAGCCAUUUUGGAUACUUCAACGAGAUGGAGGACGUGAUAGACUUCAGGGAGCGCAGUGCUUACGUCGACGACUUGUUCGGGCUGAAGACUCUGGACGAACAACGGAAGUUGAAGGUCAUAACCGUAAAUGGUGUAAACCACCUUUCGUGGCACAGGAACAUUUCUGUCAUUGACAAGUACAUAGUUCCAUUUCUGGAUUGAAUACAGAACGGAGGCUGACAGCCAAGAAACUGUGGUAAAUUUGCUUUAAUUCGAGGUCAGCGAGUUUUCGGAUCAGAGGUGAAUAACUAAAUGCAACCCGGUCUGAUUACUAGCUUUUCUUGGUGAUACAACUUACAGUUAGCUAAAAGUAUCCUACUUAUUCAUCAAUUGAUGAUGUGUUUUUGUGCUGGUGUUAAAGAAGCCAACAAUAUUGUAACGUAGCAUUUCAAUUAAUAUGCAGGGGAUAGGUUAGAAUCAAACAAUGAAAAAAGAAAA